AUGACGAAGUCCUACCGCACGUACAGCAAGACUGCUCGCAGUCCCAAGCGCCCCUUCGAGAAGGAGCGCUUGGACCAGGAAAUGAAACUCCUGGGCGAGUAUGGUCUGAAGAACAAGCGCGAGGUGUGGCGGGUGCAGUACGCCCUUGCUAAGAUUCGCUCGGCAGCCAGAGAGUUGCUCACUCUUGAAGAGAAGGAUCCUCGGAGACUUUUCCAAGGACCAGCUCUGUUGCGUCGUAUGGUUCGUUUGGGAUUGUUGGGAGAGUCUGAGCAGAAGCUCGAUUAUGUUCUGGGGCUUACUGUUGCCAAGUUUCUGGAGAGACGCCUUCAGACCAAGGUUUUCAAGCUUGGUCUCGCGAAGUCUAUUCACCAUGCCCGCGUCCUCAUCCGUCAGCGUCACAUCCGCGUGGGUAAGCACAUCGUCGAUAUCCCCUCUUUCAUGGUUCGCGUUGACUCCGAGAAGCACGUCGACUACGCCAUUACUUCUCCGUUCGGAGGCGGCCGCCCCGGUCGUGUAAAGAGACGCUCCCUCAAGGGCGGCAACGCCGAGGGUGGAGACGACGAGUAA
This is a messenger RNA of Besnoitia besnoiti, 567 nucleotides long. RefSeq names its product ribosomal protein RPS9. The transcript is spliced from 3 exons. Gene Ontology annotation, biological process: translation; positive regulation of translational fidelity. Gene Ontology annotation, molecular function: rRNA binding; structural constituent of ribosome. The record is from RefSeq and is a predicted model, not a curated record. Gene Ontology annotation, cellular component: cytosolic small ribosomal subunit. Lineage: Eukaryota; Apicomplexa; Conoidasida; Eucoccidiorida; Sarcocystidae. Bases 1 to 567 code for a protein of 188 amino acids.